UGUUGAGUUCGGAUAACAAAAUUCUGAAGAAAACCGGGGAGCUCACUAUUCUCUCUCUUUCAGGCCUUUCGUACAUAUAUUUUAAGUUUAAAGACACAUUACGGUAUCUCUACUUGCAUCAUUAGAAAAAUGGCAUUGUUUUCGGCCGAUGGUCGGAUUUGUUUCUCAGCUGCCGCUGGUAACUUACGCGGCAACACCGGACUGGCUGGGAACAAGCUGUGCAGCAAUGGAGGAGAGCUGAUGGGAAUGAAGCUAAUGAAGUUGAACAACCGGAGAGUACCUCUUAACUCUAAAACUUCCAAGUCUUUUGCUUGCAAGGCUGUGGCUACUAACAAUGUAGUUGGUGAGAUCAAGUUCAGAGACUUGGACCAGGAAAGAAGGAAUCCCAAGACUGUUGUAGCCAUUGUUUUGGGUGGAGGUGCUGGUACUCGUCUAUUCCCUCUUACCAAGCGCAGAGCCAAACCCGCAGUGCCAAUUGGAGGUGCAUACAGGCUCAUUGAUGUGCCAAUGAGCAACUGUAUAAACAGUGGAAUCAACAAAGUUUACAUUCUCACGCAAUACAACUCUGCUUCACUUAAUCGACAUCUUGCUCGUGCUUACAAUUUUGGUAACGGUAGCUUUGGAGAUGGUUUUGUUGAGGCUCUUGCAGCCACCCAGACUCCUGGUGAAUCAGGGAACAAGUGGUUUCAAGGGACAGCAGAUGCUGUUCGACAGUUUCAUUGGCUUUUUGAGGAUGCCAGAAAUAGGGAAAUUGAGGAUGUACUGAUUCUCUCAGGAGAUCACCUGUAUCGAAUGGACUACAUGGACUUUGUUCAGAAUCAUCGCGAAAGUGGCGCUGAUAUUACACUUUCUUGUCUUCCCAUGGAUGACAGCCGAGCCUCGGAUUUCGGUUUAAUGAAGAUUGACAAUAAAGGUAGAGUUCUUUCAUUUAGUGAAAAACCAAGAGGAAAGGAUUUGAAAGCAAUGGCAGUAGAUACCACAGUUUUGGGAUUGUCACGAGAAGAAGCGGACAAGAAACCAUACAUCGCUUCCAUGGGAGUCUACGUCUUCAAGAAGGAGAUACUCUUGAAUCUUCUGAGGUGGAGAUUUCCCACUGCAAAUGACUUUGGAUCUGAAAUUAUCCCAGCUUCAGCAAAUGAGUUCUUCAUCAAGGCAUAUUUGUUUAAUGAUUAUUGGGAGGACAUUGGUACAAUCAAAUCUUUCUUUGAGGCAAAUCUGGCUCUUACAAAAGAUCCAGCAAGCUUUAGCUUUUACGAUGCAGCAAAGCCGAUGUUUACAUCCAGAAGAAACUUACCACCAUCGUCAAUCGACAAUAGCAAGAUUGUUGACUCAAUCAUAUCACAUGGAAGUUUUUUGAAUAAUUGCUUAGUCGAACAUAGUGUAGUUGGUAUUCGAUCUAGAAUAAACUCUGGUGUCCAUCUAAAGGAUACGGUGAUGCUUGGUGCCGAUUCCUAUGAAACUACUGAAGAAGCAGCAGACCUCUUGGCCGAAGGAAAGGUUCCAAUGGGAAUCGGUGAAAAUACAAAAAUCAAUCAGUGCAUUAUCGACAAAAAUGCGAGAAUCGGGAAGAACGUUGUUAUUUCCAACUCCGAGGGCAUUCAAGAGGCGGACAGAUCUUCAGAAGGAUUCUAUAUCAGAUCAGGUAUUACAGUCAUACUGAAGAAUUCAACUAUCAAAGACGGCUUAGUCAUAUAAGCUUACGCUCUUUCUGUGUCUCCUCUUUCAAUUAAGAUGAGGAUCAAAGAACCAAAAUCGGUAUAUUCAUCUUGAGGUGUUGCAUUUAAAAGACACGAUUCUUGUGAAUAUCAUUGGUAAUUUCUUGUAUUUUCACUGUAAAAUUAGUAUUUUCUUGUUACAAUAUAAUGUAUUUGGAUGACCAAUGCAUAUCUGUCUUAUUUGGAUGUCAA
Papaver somniferum (opium poppy) is the source of this 1907-nucleotide messenger RNA. Its product is annotated as glucose-1-phosphate adenylyltransferase large subunit-like. Gene Ontology annotation, biological process: glycogen biosynthetic process. The record is from RefSeq and is a predicted model, not a curated record. The transcript has 15 exons. Gene Ontology annotation, molecular function: glucose-1-phosphate adenylyltransferase activity. Lineage: Eukaryota; Viridiplantae; Streptophyta; Magnoliopsida; Ranunculales; Papaveraceae. Bases 130 to 1695 code for a protein of 521 amino acids.